GGGGAAGGGCGGCCCGCAGCGCUGGGCUCGGACCAGGCCGGGCACGCCGCCCCUCCCCAAGAUGGCGGCGGGCGGGCAGGCGCGAGCUGAGGCGGCGAAUGGGGCAGGCGGCGGGAGGAGCCGGCAGACUUCUUCACACAAAGCAGCUGGCAAACGGCCCUCCAAGAGGCUAAAAUGCGAAAGAAACAGUCGGGUGAAGUCAGGAUUGGAAGGCUGUAUGUGUGGGAUUGAGAACCCUCCUACACCUGAAGCGCCUGCUGAGGGCUCGCCUUCAAAAGGUACAGGAGAUCGCCAUGUAAUUCAACUGGAAAAAAGUGAAAGCAUCCCAGAGACUGGUGGAGAAAAACAGGAGAAGGAACAUGGUAUCUCUUCAAAGCCACCUGCAGGGAAAUCGAGUAGUGCUCCUUCAAAAACAGAGAGCAGUGAGAAUCUGCAAGAUUGUGCCUGCAGGGAGGAGGAGAGCAGCUGUGAGAGCUUGCUUUUGGAAGGGACCUGCUUGAAGGAUGAAGACGUCCCCAAGAAAUUAGCAGAACUAGAUAACAGUGCUUUCUUGGAUGAAGACAGUAACCAGCCGAUGCCAUUGGAUCGGUUCUUUGGAAACAUCGACUUUAUACAGGAUCAGCCAGCAGCUGUACUCCCGAGCACAACAAUGAGCAGGAGGGAAUACAGAAGGCUGCAUUUCAUCGCCAAGGAAGAUGAGGAGGAGGACGAGGAUGUUCUCUAGCAGCAAACUGUAAAACAGAGGAAACUUUUUUUUCUGUUCUCUUUGUCUUUCUACCAGUGUAAUGGUGGUUGGCUAUAUCACUAGCAUGAUGUGUCAGUGUUUGCAUUUUCUUAGAGAAUGGGUAGAGUCUGCUUCUACAGAGUUGUCAGGUACAGUAUUCCCCCCUAGUUUUCUGGGGCAGAGUUUGAAUUCUCAGAGAAUUGGACAUAAAUUGUGAUUUAUUAUGAAUCAGUAGUACUUACAGAAAAGCAAGGAAAAGAUCAGCUCCUAUUCUUACAAAUCUGAGCUCAUAUUUACAGCAAACACUGGGCCUAUUCUCACUUAUUUUUUAAAAAUUAUCAUCUUGGGACAGUUCUUUUAUUUCUGUGAUGUCUGCCAGUACAGCAUCUUGCUAGUAAUGCAGCCAGUUGACUUGCCCACUUCAAAGAGGGAUACCAGCCUCUGUUGUGCAAGUUGUCUUGCAUUGUUUACCUCUAAAAUGCAAUUCUGCUAGCAAAACUCAAUGCACAUAUAUGAUUAUGAAUUCAAUGUUUUUAAACUCCAGACAUUAAGUAGUUUUCUUAUUGCUCCUCUGUUCUCUGAACAACUAUGUGAAGUUCACAGCUUCCAUCUUCCACCAAUUCAGCUGUAAGCACUGCCCUUUUUAUUAAAGCUAUUGCUCUGUAA
This is a messenger RNA of Gallus gallus (chicken), 1390 nucleotides long. RefSeq names its product C1orf174 homolog (gene C1orf174). The transcript has 3 exons. NCBI's taxonomy places the organism in Eukaryota, Metazoa, Chordata, Aves, Galliformes, Phasianidae. The record is from RefSeq and is a predicted model, not a curated record. The coding region runs from base 62 to 724 and encodes 220 amino acids.